Molecule: messenger RNA, 675 nt
Organism: Spirodela intermedia
Lineage: Eukaryota; Viridiplantae; Streptophyta; Magnoliopsida; Alismatales; Araceae
Source: the annotation of a GenBank genome assembly
AUGUGGCACGGGCGGAGGGCUCAGCUAUGGCUAGAGAAGCUUGGCAUCACAGAACCCUUUUCUGGAAACGCUGCAACCCAGUGGAAGAAGCUCAAAUCUGAGCUUGCCCUCAAGCAGUACAUGAUCAUCACCCAUAACAACAUCCGGCUCCUUGAUUUCAAGGUGUACAAAGAGGGCAGCCAUGGUGAUGACUGGCUCGCCGCCUCUCCAUAUGGCAUGGUUGCCGACGGCUCCGUGUCCUCUGAGGGGGUUUUGGAGAUCAAGUGCCCCUUCUUCAAUGGAAACAUGGUGGGUGCCUUGCCGUGGGCUCAAGUUCCAGUCUUUUACAUGCCCCAAGCUCAGGGUCUGAUGGAGAUCUUGAACAGGGACUGGCUGGACCUCUACUGCUGGACACCCAAUGGGAGCAGCUUAUUUAGGGUUCCCAGGGAUCAGGAGUACUGGUGCCUGCUGAAGACCGCCUUGGCUGACUUUUGGUGGAAGCAUGUUCAUCCGGCCAGGCAGAUCCUCUCUGCCGCUCCCACAGAGAGCUCCAUGGAGGAGUUGAAGCUGCUGAGGCCUGUGGCAAGGCAUGAGCUCUUCAACAGCAUCGCAUGUGCCAGCAGGCAUCUGGUCCGCCGAUGUGCCCUGAUGAGGAUGCACCUGAAUCAGAUGCCUCGAUCUCGGUUGAGAUCUUGA